Messenger RNA from Leptopilina boulardi, 1449 nucleotides. Its product is annotated as jerky protein homolog-like. Gene Ontology annotation, cellular component: nucleus. Gene Ontology annotation, molecular function: DNA binding. The coding region runs from base 1 to 1449 and encodes 482 amino acids. The transcript has 2 exons. The record is from RefSeq and is a predicted model, not a curated record. NCBI's taxonomy places the organism in Eukaryota, Metazoa, Arthropoda, Insecta, Hymenoptera, Figitidae.
AUGUCGAGUCGUAAAAGAGUAGUGUUACCGAUUACUGAUAAAAUAAAAAUCAUCGAGUCAUUAAAAAAAGGUGAAAGUGGUCGUUUGUUAGCCGAUAAAUAUGGAGUUGGUACUUCUACAAUAUCAGAUAUUAAGAAAAACGCCGAAUCAAUUUUAAAUUACAAGGUCAAAAUUGAUAGUCAAGAUGGAAGUAUUAAUCGGAAAGCUAUGAAGGACCCGCCAAAUAAACUUUUAGAAGAUGCUGUGUACAGUUGGUUUUUACAAAAGCGAUCAACGGGGCGACCGAUAUCAGGUCCUUUGCUCCGUGAAAAGGCAUUAGAUUUAAAUAAAAAAUUAGGUGGCAGUGCAUCAUUCUUGGCAAGUAACGGAUGGUUAUUAAAAUUUAAAAAUCGUCAUGGAAUUCGUGAAUUAGAAAUUCAAGGUGAAAAAAUGUCGGCAGAUACGAAUUCAGCAAAUUCUUUUAAAGAUGAUUUUAAAAAAACGUUAAAUGAAGGUGACUAUGAUUUAGACUUUGUCUAUAACGCGGAUGAAACUGGUUUAAAUUGGAAAUUGUUACCGUCAAAGUCAUUAGCUUCUUGUCAAGAGAAUUCUGCUCCAGGACAUAACUCGAGUAAAGAACGAGUAACAAUUCUAGUUUGCGCAAACGCUUCUGUGAGUCAUAGAAUGCCUUUGCUUCUUAUUGGAAAGUCUAAGAAGCCCAGAUUAAAAAAAUUCCAAAACGAAAUUGGCAAGCAAGGAAAGGUCUUACUUUUACUGGAUAAUGCACCAACUCAUCCUUCAGUUGAAACAUUAGAGAGAGAAAAUGGAAUGUUUAAAGUGAUAUUUUUGCCUCCUAAUGUAACUUCGCUAUUGCAGCCCAUGGAUCAAAGCGUCAUUGAAACAUUAAAAAGACUUUAUAGGAAAGAACUUUUACGCAGAUUAUUGUCUGUUGAUGAUGACACUGAUGCACAAGUCGUUUUGACGUUUUUCAAACAGAUGAAUUUAAAGGAAUGUUGUUAUAUGCUUGUUAGUACAUGGGAUCUGGUUCAAAGAAAAACAUUGAAUAAAGCUUGGAAUAAAAUACUCAACCGGAAUGAAGAAAAUCCAGCAGAAGAUACAGAUAAUUUUGAUUCAGGGGAAAUCAGUGAGAUCAUAAAGGAUUUACAAAUAUGCCAGGAAUGCGAUUCUGAAGAUUUGGAAGAAUUGCUCAGUUGUGAUAGUAAUGAUCAAGGAUUUCAAAUCAUGUCAGAUGAUGAAAUUGUUAAUAACUUAUUGCAGGCGAACAAUCAAAAGGAAAUUUGUGAAGACGAAACAGAAAAAAAUGAAAGUGAAGAAAAUGAUGCAGAGCCAUCUCAUUCAGAUGCAUUUCAAGCUCUAGAAACAGCUUUACAAUGGUUUGAAAAACAAGAAGAGUGCGAUACCGUAAGCUUACUGCGACUAAAACAAAUCAGGGAUAUUGGGAUUGGCUAA